AUGAAACCUAUGACUCAGCCACUACAGCCUAUCGCGAUAAUAGAGAUCAAAUCUCCCGAGUCGGCCCGGAGCGGCGACGGCGGCUUCCUGCAGUUCCGGCCCGUGGCUUACACCACGCAAGAGCGCGGCGUCACCACCUCUACGAUAGUGCACGUCUCCGCUUUCAACAGGACGUCAAUCCCCAAGAGCAGCACGUUGGAGACGUUCUUCCGUCACGCCGAUGCCAGCCGCCUGCUGCUGCAGGACUUGCUGGUGUCCUUCGGCGAGGCCGGCGACGGGUUCUACGAGAAGCACAACUACACUUCUUGGUCGUUCACGGUGGGCUACGGCGCGCCUCCCCUAGAAGGCUUCUCGGCCUUCGUGAUCGGCAUCAUCUGCGUGGGCCUCGGGCUGCCGAUAGCCCUGGCGGCGUCGGGCGCGGUUUAUGCGCUGGUGCGCCGACGCCACGACCCGCCGCGCCGGUUGCUGGACGACGAAUGACCUUAUAGCUUCAGCGCGCUGAGGGAGCAUGACUGAUGUUUUCAGAGCCACCAUCGCAAAGUCAACCAAUAACAUGUAGGAAACCGAUGCCUUCUUACAAUUUUCCCAACAUUUUACAUCAUGGAUUCAAUUGAAAUCGUCCCGCCCGCGCCCUUAGAAAAAUAAACUUUUUAGCUUAGUUGUUCACAGAAUACAGGUGACAUGAUAGGCUCAAAGAUGGACUGCGUAUUGGUCUAAAAGGACCCCUACCAAAUUACAUAAUAUAUUGGGAAAGAACUUAGGAACCAAUGAAAAUGCAAAAUAGACGCAUGGCACCAAAUUAUUAUAUUAUUACGGUGUAAAUAAUAUUUUAAUUGAGUUUGAGUUGGAUGGUAUUAUUCAUUUUUAGCAACUUAAACUGCAUCCUAAAAUACUUUAGCACUUAACCAGUGUUCUCAAUAACAACAAGAACCUUUUACAUAACAGCGUCUUAGAGAGCACGAUUUUAAUUUUAAUUGACCAUAAACAAACCAGAGACAGUUUACGUUUGAUUAGAUAUUCGUUUUAGUAAAAUUUAAAUUAAUUUAGACUGUAAUUCAAUGAUCUGUGUAAUUUAAAUAUGAAUAUACAGGGUGAUAGAUUAAACGUAGAAGUAACUUCCAAAGGUACUAUGGAACCAAUGGUAAAAUUUAUUUUUAAAAAAUCCUGCUAUUUUAUACAUUCUGCUCGAGUAAUUUUCAAUUUUGUUUCGGAUCAGUUUUUUUUAAAUGAAAUAGAAUAACCUCCUGUAGUUUUUCUAGCGUUCCAUCUAUCACCCUAUACAUAAUUAUACUAAUUUAUGUGUAUGUACUAAUACUAUGUAUUUUUAAGUGCUAACCAAACUUUUGUAUUAUGACGUUUAAAGUACUAAAAUAGCUGCGGCUUAAUAUGUAAUCAAUAAUCAUUUUAAAUCCUAUGACUAAUUAGUAAAUACAAGCAUUCAUAUAACAGCAUUCCAAUAAAUGCCUUCAAAACAUUUGUAACUCAAUGCGUUACUAAAGAGUUAAUUUAAUGUUUAAAACCUCUUAAAGUGCCUGCACAGUGUGCGUAAAAAAGCAAAAAUAAAGUCUUUAUAUGUAUAAAAUAUUUCGAAAACAACAUUUACAUGAGUUAAUUGUGUACCUUAUGCAUAUUGAAUGUUAAUUGAUUGUUGUAUGUUAUAGUUAAAUAAUGUUAGCCUUUUUUAACCAUGAGCCCGACGGUACUACAGCGUCUACUACAGCAUACAAACUAACCCUUGGCUAUGCGUGCGGAUCGGAUUUACAACCCGGUUGAGAUAACUGCGUACCUGGUAGCCGUGACGUCACAUCGACGCUCUGGUAUGGACGGGGCGAAAUUGGGGAUGUGCGCAGGUGAGUGCGAGGCAGCGAAUGCGCAGUUAGCUCCAUCGCGUUGUAGUGUUUCUUUCUUGAUCUCAUUUAACAUUAGCGCGUUUAAGUGUGAAUACAGGGUGGUUUGAUCGACAACCUGUACCUGUCGAGCUAAAAGGCUAUUUUUGAUAUUGGGUUUAUGUAAUCAUUGCUUUAUUGGUCGAGUAUUAGAAAAAGCGACGCGUUUCAGUAUUUUAUGCUAAAUUACGUGUAUGCAAAUACACGUCCUUCGAUGCUGCAUUAUAAUUAAUUCAUUGUUUUCUUUUGUAAAUACAAAUGUUUCUAGAUAAAUUUUAUUUUUUAUAAGUAGGUAAAUUUGGUUCCUCAAUAUUGUUGGCAUUGAUCAAAGCCUUCAUUAGCCAUAGUUGGAAAGAUAUUUAAACGAAAUAAU
Ostrinia furnacalis (Asian corn borer) is the source of this 2259-nucleotide messenger RNA. Its product is annotated as glycosylated lysosomal membrane protein-like. The record is from RefSeq and is a predicted model, not a curated record. Gene Ontology annotation, cellular component: lysosome. Bases 1 to 480 code for a protein of 159 amino acids. The transcript is spliced from 5 exons. Lineage: Eukaryota; Metazoa; Arthropoda; Insecta; Lepidoptera; Crambidae.